Messenger RNA from Juglans regia (Persian walnut), 1568 nucleotides. RefSeq names its product SEC12-like protein 1. Gene Ontology annotation, molecular function: guanyl-nucleotide exchange factor activity; GTPase activator activity; protein binding. NCBI's taxonomy places the organism in Eukaryota, Viridiplantae, Streptophyta, Magnoliopsida, Fagales, Juglandaceae. The transcript is spliced from 10 exons. Gene Ontology annotation, biological process: protein secretion. The coding region runs from base 196 to 1383 and encodes 395 amino acids. Gene Ontology annotation, cellular component: endoplasmic reticulum membrane. The record is from RefSeq and is a predicted model, not a curated record.
UACAAAUAGAAAAUCCAGGCGUGGUUUGCAUCGUGCUCUGCACAGAAUUCCUCUGAACCUUUCCGCUAUAAAAACAUUGAACAUGAAUUUUGUCAAAAAUAAAUAAAAGACUCAGACCAGUAUUCUGAUUUUUUCUCUCUGUUUGCCAACCGCAACGUCAACGGUUUCUCUCUUUCACUCUCGAAAAUUUGAUCGAUGGACGGUGGCGGGUCGAACCAGGGUCCUGUUACGUGUGGUUCGUGGAUUCGGAGGCCCGAUAAAGUGAAUCUGGUGGUGCUGGGCAGGUCGAGGCUUGGGGAUGCCUCUCCUUCUCAGCUCGAGAUCUUCUCCUUCGAUCCCAAGACCACUUCUCUCUCUUCCUCUCCCCUGACCACCUAUGUUCUGGAACAUGUGGAUGGCGAUCUCGUUUCAAUUGCGGUGCACCCCAGCGGGGAAGACAUUGUUUGCUCUACCACUAUGGGUGGCUGCAAAUUGUUUGAGUUUUAUGGUGGAGAAUCAGACGCAAGGCUGUUGGCUAAGGAACUAUCUCCUCUCCAAGAUGUUGGUCCACAGAAAUGCGUAGCUUUUAGUGUUGAUGGAUCUAGAAUUGCGACUGGGGGGGUGGAUGGGCAUCUCAGAAUCUUUGAGUUGCCAAGCUUGCGCAUUAUUUUAGAUGAACCAAAAGCACAUAAAUCUGUACGGGAUAUGGACUUCAGCCUAGACUCGGAGUUUUUAGCUUCAACGUCUACUGAUGGUUCAGCAAGAAUAUGGAAGACGGAAGAUGGUGUUCCCUUGACUACUUUGACUCGGAACUCGGAUGAAAAUAUUGAAUUAUGUCGGUUUUCUAGGGAUGGAACAAAACCUUUUUUAUUCUGCACUGUUCAGCAAGGUGAUAAGUGCGUAACGGCAGUCUGGGACAUAAGUACAUGGAAUAGAAUUGGACAUAAGAGGCUGCUUAGAAAACCUGCCUCUAUCAUGUCCACAAGCCUGGAUGGGAAAUAUCUUGCUUUGGGAAGCAAGGAUGGAGAUAUCUGUGUGGCUGAGGUAAAGAAAAUGGAGAUCAGUCACUAUAGUAAGAGGCUGCACCUGGGUGCAUCUAUUGCGGUACUAGAGUUUUGUCCCACUGAAAGGGUUGUGCUUACUACUACAACUGAAUGGGGAGCUGUCAUGACUAAGCUAAAUGUUCCUGCAGAUUGGAAAGAGUGGCAGAUAUAUGCACUACUUUUAGGAAUGUUUUUGGCAUCGGCUGUUGCAUUUUACAUAUUCUUUCAGAACUCUGAUUCAUUUUGGAAGGUCCCUGUUAGAAAUCAACCAACAAGACCUAAUAUUGAUGCUGUUAUAGGAGAUCCACAAUCUUCUGAUGAUCAAACCGUUUGGGGUUCAUUCGGAGCAUUGGAUAUGUGAGGAUACAGUCUCGCACGAAGUAGCAUCAGCAACAACAUACAUGAUUAUUAGCUUUUUAAGUCUUCCAGAUAUUAUUGAUUUAGACUAGUCAUUUGAACGCGGUAACAAGCAGGUCAUGAAGUAUUUCAACGAAAGAAGAAAAAAGAAAAAAUAACAAUAUAGCUUAUUCCUUUGUUUUGGGCUAA